UCAAAGACUGGCACACCAGGCAGGACUCCGGGCAGCGGCACAUCGGGCUGGACUCCGGGCAGAGGCACACCGGGCUGGACUCCGGGCAGAGGCACACCGGGCAGAGGCACAUCGGGCUGGACUCCGGGCAGAGGCACAUCGGGCUGGACUCCGGGCAGAGGCACAUCGGGCUGGACUCCGGGCAGAGGCACAUCGGGCUGGACUCCGGGCAGAGGCACAUCGGGCUGGACUCCGGGCAGAGGCACAUCGGGCUACCAGGAGAAGCAGCAGGCAGCGGGCCCCCGGGCGGGGCGUCAGGCGCCGGGCGGGGAGGCAGGAUACAGGAUACAGGGCCCAAGAGAAACACAA
This is a messenger RNA of Staurois parvus, 348 nucleotides long. The record is from the annotation of a GenBank genome assembly. Lineage: Eukaryota; Metazoa; Chordata; Amphibia; Anura; Ranidae.